Messenger RNA from Cooperia oncophora, 429 nucleotides. NCBI's taxonomy places the organism in Eukaryota, Metazoa, Nematoda, Chromadorea, Rhabditida, Trichostrongylidae. The record is from the annotation of a GenBank genome assembly.
AUGAUCGAAGCGUCGACCAACGCGCUUCCUCGCCAACAAUAUUUCCAAACUCUGCGGAUCGACUGGUUCCCGGCAGGAAAGCGUUGCCAGGCGAUUAUUUGUCCUGAUGCUUACUACGAGAAGUACUCCAAGUCAUCCGAUUUCAUCAAGAAGUACAUAUUCCCUGGUGGUCACAUGCCCUCACUGGGUGCAAUAAACGCCGCUCUCCCUGAUGACUUGCAAUUCGGAGAAAAGCACCAUAUCGGCCGACACUACGCCACCACUCUGGAUCACUGGUUCAGCGCAUGGAUGAUGUGCAAGAAGGACACGCUAGCCCUCGGCUACUCAGAGACAUUCCACCGACGGUGGCAGUACUACUUUUGCCUCUGUUCGUCGUUAUUCGCUAAUGAUAACAUCGAUGCCGUUCAGUUCGUGUUGAACAAAUGUUAG